AGGCGCUCCAGUUCCGGGUCAGGCCCUUCUCCCACCUCCCUCGGCCUCCGCCAUGGCGAGUAGUGGCGGCGCCGGGGCAGCGACGGCGGCGGCGAAUCUGAACGCGGUCAGGGAGACCAUGGACGUUCUGCUUGAGAUUUCAAGAAUUUUGAAUACUGGCUUAGAUAUGGAAACUCUCUCUAUUUGCGUACGGCUUUGUGAACAAGGAAUUAACCCAGAAGCUUUAUCGUCAGUUAUUAAGGAACUUCGCAAGGCCACUGAAGCACUAAAGGCUGCUGAAAAUAUGACAACCUGACUUUCUGGAGAAAUCCUGAUGAGAUAUGUCAAGCUCUGCAAGAAGAUUUGAAGAUUGCAUUUUAGUCAAGAAUGUACAGUGAAACUACUGCAUGCAGCAGUGUAGAAACAUUUUCCUUUUUAAAAGAAUUAUAAAACCAUAGCUUUAUAAAUCAGUGGAAAGUGGCUUACAGAGAGAACCAUCAGAUGUGUUUAUGUCACAUCUUUUUUUUAACAGCUCUUAUGCUUUGACAUUGCUCUGUUCGUAUUUAUGUAUUCCUUACUUAGAGCUCUGAUAGCUUUAAUUUUCUAAGCAGCCUGUCCAUCAGUUCUGCACAUCUGCUGUGCCUGGUUGAAGUAUAGUGGAACCCAUCAGUAGUAAUGCGGUAGUUAUGACUUGUUGACAUCUCCAUUAUAAACUUUAAUUUUGAAUUGUUUAUGCAUAAUAACUGGAUUUAUUUUGUUUUGGGCUGAAAGUUGACAGAAUUUCAGCCACCAUUUGUGAAUUUUGGUUUAGAUUCAUUAUAUCAGAAUCUUGUUUUUUGUAAGAGUACAGAAAACUUUUGUUGUAAUCUGCUCUUAACAAAGAAUAUUUAGUUUUUUAAACACAAAGUUUGACUGGCAGUUAAUAGGGUGAACCAGAUCAUUUUUGUAUUGAUUGAAAAAUAAAACUUUAAGAAAUUUAGAUUUUAAAAGUAAUGACAGUGCUUAUUAGCUUAGUAUUUAUCAUUUGAGUCAUUUAAAUUUAAUGAGAAUAUUAAUUGACAAUAUUUUUCUUUCUAAGUUUUAUACUCUGUGAAUGAUGGCCUAAAAAAAAUACAUAAAAUGAAAUAUUUCCAACAUGCAAAAUUCCUUUUUUACUUUUAUUACAUAAAAAUAAUUUGAGUGCUUACCUAACACAUCUUGAGUGCUUAUCUAAUAAAUCACUGAAUAGGAGGUGUCUUUCAACAAGUUUAUUAAUAUUUUCUAAAGUAAUAAAGAUUUCCAGUCAUUAAACAAAAAUAAUCAAAUGUUCUGUAUCAGGAAUUAUAACUAUACCUUUCUGAGAUAAUUUUUGUGUGUCAUUAUUUUUACCCUGAAAGUUUUAACUAACUAAAGUGAUGAUUCAAAAUAAAUUUUAGAAAAUUGAGGAUAGUAUUGAUUCUGUUCCUGUAACACACUCUCAAUGGAAUAUUUUUUUCCAACACUAAUACCGAUUUAAUCUGGUUUUGUUUCUUAAGAAAUUUUAGAAUUUGUUAGCUUCCAUUUAAAUGAUAGUACAAGCAUUCACUCUUGAGCAGCAUUUUCUGUUAGCACACAAACUAAAGUGGUUUUAAGGCUUAGUAAUGGUGAAAUGGCAACCUUCUGUACUGCUGUAUUUAAAAAUCGAGUCUUUUGACUAUUUUGACUUUCAAAUGCAUGGCAAGGGCACUGGAAGGUUUAUUAUUGGCAGAAUUGGUUGGGAGAGAGUAGCAACUUAUGGUAAGUUAUUUGUUUGAUAAUAAACACUGAAAAAACUGCAUAUUAUUAUUUAUAAAAUCGUAAAGAGAACACUUUUGGCACGCUCCAAAGUUUGUAUUUACUUUUAGGCCAUAAGAGUUAAUAGUUUUAUUUAUGACUUUGUAGAUUAAGUUAUUUAUGUAUGAAACAAAGCAGGAAAAUAUAUUGAGAAGGAGUUAUGUUUACAGAGGACUUCUUUAAUGUGUUACAUUUCUGAAAUGUAAACCUAUAUUUUUAAUGCAUACUUAAGUAAUACUUAAAGCAAACAAAGUAGUGAUAAAAUUGCAGUGUUGUGCAUGUUGUCAAUGACAAAUAAAACCAUUUUGGUGAUAU
This is a messenger RNA of Diceros bicornis minor, 2085 nucleotides long. It is a transcript of the gene MZT1, whose product is annotated as mitotic spindle organizing protein 1. The record is from RefSeq and is a predicted model, not a curated record. Gene Ontology annotation, cellular component: centrosome; interphase microtubule organizing center; spindle. The transcript is spliced from 3 exons. Bases 53 to 295 code for a protein of 80 amino acids. Lineage: Eukaryota; Metazoa; Chordata; Mammalia; Perissodactyla; Rhinocerotidae. Gene Ontology annotation, biological process: gamma-tubulin complex localization; mitotic spindle assembly; microtubule nucleation by interphase microtubule organizing center.